Molecule: messenger RNA, 1261 nt
Organism: Sturnus vulgaris (Common starling)
Lineage: Eukaryota; Metazoa; Chordata; Aves; Passeriformes; Sturnidae
Gene: MSRB3
Product: methionine sulfoxide reductase B3
Biological process (GO): response to oxidative stress; protein repair
Cellular component (GO): cytoplasm
Molecular function (GO): peptide-methionine (R)-S-oxide reductase activity
Source: RefSeq, a predicted model, not a curated record
CUCUGCCUGGCGCUGGCGGCCGCCGCAGGAGCCGCAGCUCUUGCCCCUGUUCUUUGCCUCUGGUUUUGUUGGUGAGGAUAUCACAGUGAUGUCUGCAUUCAACCUGCUGCAUUUGGUGACAAAGAGCCAGCCAGUGGCCCUUGGAGCCUGUGGGCUUCCCUCAGGGUCAUGUAGGGAUAAAAAGGACUGUAAGGUGGUCUUUUCCCAGGAGGAGCUGAGGAAGCGGCUGACACCCCUGCAGUACCAUGUCACUCAGGAGAAGGGGACCGAAAGUGCCUUUGAGGGGGAGUACACACACCAUAAAGCUCAAGGAAUAUACAAAUGUGUUGUUUGUGGAACUCCUUUAUUCAAGUCAGAAACAAAGUUUGACUCCAAUUCAGGUUGGCCUUCCUUUUAUGAUGUGAUCAGUCCUGAUGCAAUUAACUUCAACGAUGAUUUUUCCUAUGGGAUGCAUCGGAUUGAAAUAUCCUGCAGUCAGUGUGGUGCUCACCUGGGGCAUAUUUUUGAUGAUGGACCUCGCCCAACUGGCAAACGGUACUGCACAAACUCUGCUUCAUUGUCUUUCAAGCCAGCAGACAAGAACAAUGCUGGAGAAGGCAGCGGUAAUGCCAGUCCUGCCCAAACAGGCAAAGCUGAGCUGUAGGAUGAAGCAAAGCCUGCAGAAAACUGCAUUGAUCCCACACAGCUUACAAGGAAUGUUUUCUAGUUUUCAAGUUGUCUGCUCUCUUAUAUCCUAAGAAUGUUCAAAUGUAUGAAAGCAUUUUGCACCAUUCUUCUUCCUCCUCACCUUUUCAGAACUGAGGCCUUGCCUACCAGUGCAUUUACUGUAUAAUUGGAUUGCAAAAUUUAUUGACUGAGUCCACAGGUUUUCUUUUUUCUUCUUUUCUUUGAGAUUGUAUUGGGGAAUCUUUAAAUAGAGAGGCUUUGACAUUAUUUGUUAUUAGUUUUUUCUUAAUACUGUAUUACUCUAGGUUUACACACUUCGUUUUUGCGUGGGAAAUGGGACUUGUGUUUAUCUCCAGUCUGUAGGAAACUUCUGGGCAUAAGAAAAUCCUGAAUUCCUAGCAAUCUCUGCUUUGUUCUGACUUGUGAGGCAUGCAGCCUUUUUGGUUGAUAUAUGUGUUCAACCACCUCCCAGCAUCAGCCGCACCUUGCAAAAACUUGUAGUUAUGGCUGUUCCUUCCCAACUGAAAGAGAUGGAUGAGAUGUUGAAACCAUCUUUGGCUAAUUUACUGCCAAAAUUUCAAGGGUGUGGUUGAGA